Messenger RNA from Ipomoea triloba (trilobed morning glory), 797 nucleotides. Its product is annotated as ubiquitin-conjugating enzyme E2 28-like. Gene Ontology annotation, biological process: protein polyubiquitination. The transcript is spliced from 5 exons. The record is from RefSeq and is a predicted model, not a curated record. Lineage: Eukaryota; Viridiplantae; Streptophyta; Magnoliopsida; Solanales; Convolvulaceae. The coding region runs from base 27 to 563 and encodes 178 amino acids. Gene Ontology annotation, molecular function: ubiquitin conjugating enzyme activity. Gene Ontology annotation, cellular component: nucleus.
UUGGCUAUAUAAACUCAUUUUGUCUGAUGUGUAAUCCUCCUUCGCAGUCACGCUUUCUCAGAAUCUCUCAUUUCGCAGUAGGAGGAUCUCUCGGACUCUCAGGGUUUUGGUUCGACAUGGCAUCGAAGCGGAUUCUGAAAGAGCUCAAGGAUCUGCAGAAAGAUCCUCCUACCUCUUGCAGUGCCGGCCCUGUUGCUGAAGAUAUGUUUCACUGGCAAGCAACAAUAAUGGGUCCACCUGACAGUCCUUAUUCAGGCGGAGUAUUUCUUGUUACCAUUCAUUUCCCACCUGAUUAUCCAUUCAAGCCACCUAAGGUUGCUUUUAGGACAAAGGUUUUUCAUCCAAAUAUCAACAGUAAUGGGAGCAUUUGUCUUGACAUUUUGAAGGAACAGUGGAGUCCAGCACUUACAAUCUCCAAGGUGCUGCUGUCUAUCUGCUCUCUGCUAACGGACCCGAACCCUGAUGAUCCUCUGGUGCCAGAGAUUGCUCACAUGUACAAGACGGACAGGAGCAAGUACGAGACAACUGCCCGGAGCUGGACCCAAAAGUACGCCAUGGGUUAGUUGCUGCAUUGUGAGAGAGGAGAGAGCUCAUUUCCUUUGUGACUUUGCUCACUCACUAUAUAAAUAUAUAUAUUAUAUAUAACUUAUGAAAAUGAAGUGUAUGUGUCCCAUAUAGAUAAAUGAACUUUAGGGGAAAGGUUGAACCUGCCCCUGUUGAAAACUCUCUGCUUUAUGCUUGUAAUGCAAAUUCUGUUGUUCAAAACUCUGUGUGGGGAUCUUAACAUUUAAUUUCUU